This is a messenger RNA of Paramacrobiotus metropolitanus, 1153 nucleotides long. Its product is annotated as myosin-9-like. The transcript has a single exon. NCBI's taxonomy places the organism in Eukaryota, Metazoa, Tardigrada, Eutardigrada, Parachela, Macrobiotidae. The record is from RefSeq and is a predicted model, not a curated record. The coding region runs from base 484 to 870 and encodes 128 amino acids.
CGUUUUCCCAAACCCAUUCAUUUUCGAAUUUCUUGGGUUAUUUUCAUGAAUUCAGUAUUUAUUUUGCAAAUCACCGAAUGCUUGUGCCUUGUGGAAUAUAUUUUAUUUAGAAUUGUUAAAACAAUAAAAUUUCAAUGUUCGACGUUUUGCAAAACUUGGCUGGAUUGCCUGAUCCUGCGUGUGUUGCUACCGUGAAAUUAUCGCUUGCGCCUUUUCUUCACUGAUCUGCGCAGAUGCAAAUCAUGCAGCUGAUCAGAAUGAACGUCACUUUUUCCAAACCCAUUCAUUUCAAAUUUCCUUCUUUAUUUUUUUGAAUUCGUUUUGCAUUUCACCGAAUGUUUGUGGAUUACUUGAGUUUAAAUUUUUUAAAAAGUUAAUAAAAUCGCCAUUGGACUUUGUACUUGUCCUGCCAGUGGAUUAUUUUAAUUUAUUUCGCGAAUUGUGCAUUCUUCCUGGACAGUCUUCCCGAAUUAUUCCCCCAGCAUGCCCGAGAACACUCCCCCACCCUCCCUCCGCACCGCCACCGCCGCCGACCGUCCCUACGCCGGCAUCCUCUCCCAAUCCAGCCCGGCCACCGUGGACUUCAUCCUGGACAUGUACGAACAGGAAGACCGUCGCCGUGAGCUGGAAGAGCGCAAACGCCUCCUGGAAGCCCGUCUCCUGGAGCUCAGUGAACGCCUCCGCGAGCUGGAACAGCUCAAAGCCAAGCUGCAGCGUGAACGCGACACCCUGGAACGGGAGUGCCAGGAUAUGGAGGCCCGCGUGGAUCAUCUGGAGCAGCUGGUGCAGGAGGCGCAGCAGGAAGGGGAGCCUCUGUCGGAGAACGGAGAUAAUGGUCCUGAAUGGCCGGAUGCAGAGGAGGCGCUGUAAGAUGGUGCGCAGAAUGCAGGAUCGGUUUGUGGUUGACUGUGAUAUUAGAAUUCGGCUUGGGGAUUUUAAGGGAUAGGAUGGCUAUUGGUUCUUUAUUUUUCGGAGGCUGUUUUUUCAGUUUCUCGCGUUUUUAUUCUCUCAACGUGUCCAGCGGGUAUUUUCUCUUGUAUUUGUGCCAGUUGACUGUUUCUCAUAAUUUUGCCGGGUUUUAAAUGUUGAUUACGGCUUGAUGCUGAAUCUGUAUGUUUUUUCAUGAGCUUGAAUUAAAGUCGUAUUUUUAUAA